AUGCUUGUUACAGAAGUCGAUGCGGUGACAUCACUGCUUGGGCUGAAGUCGUCUCGUCUAGUGGAAGCGCUCACACAACCAAGUAUACGCGUCGGCGACAAAGUGAUCAGGAAAAAUCAGAACAUGCAAAAGUCGGUCUUCUCCGCGGCCGCUUUGGCAAAGGUCCUGUACGAAAGACUGUUCAAAUGGCUUCUGAAGAAAUGUAACGAGGCUAUCAGUGCCAACACGAGCAUGUUGACGGAAUCCGUCAUGACGUCCUUCAUCGGAGUACUGGAUAUCGCUGGCUUUGAGAUUGUGCAGAAAAAUUCGUUCGAGCAAUUGUGCAUCAAUUAUACGAAUGAGAAACUGCAAGCGUUCUUCAAUCACUUCAUGUUCGUACGGGAACAAAGCGAGUAUAUGGAAGAGGGUAUUCAAUGGAUUCAAAGUGACUUCGCUCUUGAUCUUCAACCAACGAUCGAUAUCAUUGAAAAACCGCUUGGUUUGCUCUCGCUGUUGGAAGAGGAAUGCGUUGUG
This is a messenger RNA of Cooperia oncophora, 513 nucleotides long. Lineage: Eukaryota; Metazoa; Nematoda; Chromadorea; Rhabditida; Trichostrongylidae. The record is from the annotation of a GenBank genome assembly.